Rotaria socialis is the source of this 393-nucleotide messenger RNA. The record is from the annotation of a GenBank genome assembly. Lineage: Eukaryota; Metazoa; Rotifera; Eurotatoria; Philodinida; Philodinidae.
AUGUCGAAUGUACAUCGUAAUAGUAUGGGCCCUGUUAUGAAUGCCACAUGUGAAAUUCAAGAAAUCAGUGAAAAUCCAAAUAUAAAAUAUGCAGCUAUCGAUGAUUUAUAUAGAAAACAUCACGAACAUAAAAUUCAUCAAUUUACAGAAAAAAAUAGAGAAAAACACAUUUCCAGUUGGAGAGUAACUAAAUAUGCCGAAGAAAAAGUGGCGUACGGAACAAAUUAUUUUUUGAAAAUAGCGAUUGAUGAAAAUUUAUUUAUUCAUAUUAGAGUUCAUCAACGUAAAAAUCAAAAUAAAUAUGAUUUUUAUGCCUUACAUGAAGUAGUUACACGUAACCAGGUGACUUGCAUUUUUACAGAAGAUGAUCCAUUGACUUAUUUCAACUAUUAG